AUGUUUGGCUGGUCGCCGCCAAAUAUUCUGGCGACUUUAGCACUAUUUCAUUCUCUUCUCCUUCACCUUAACUUGUCGCCAAUACAAGCCAAGCCGUACCCUAAACAAGAUCUUCUGAGUACAUAUACAACAGGUAAUCUAGGAGGCUUGAAUGAAGGAGAUUGGCCAGACAAUAUAAACUAUAAAAAUGGCGACCAUAUAGAGAGGGACAAGCGAAGUCCAACCGAAGUCGAGGACGAGUUGCCAAAGAGUAGUUAUGAACAACUGUUGACUGUAGAGCCUCAAAAGAGACAGGGUAUUGAAACACCCAUACAGCCUUUGACUUCAGAUUCUGUUGUGGAUAAAGAUACUUUAUUGCACUUAAACACUGAAGAGAAUGUCCGCUCUAAAGUCGACCAGCCAGAAAGCGAAUCGAUUGGCGUCCCAGUUGAGGAAGAGAAAAAAGGCUCUGAUAAUGGAGCCACUGACAGUUCUGUUGCUGAUCAUCGGCAAGGGUCGAUGGAAAACUCCGUCAGCAGUAAAUCAAAAUCAGAGGAAUUAAAGGAAGGAGAGGAUUCUUCCAGUAAGGAAAAUGAGAACAAUGUUCACAAAAAACAAGAAGAAAGUGGGGAACUGCAAACGGAAAACAAUGGCGUGAACGAUAAAGCUGAUUCAAGUAGUGAUAAUGUAAAUAGUAGUGGACGUUCUGCAGAGAAAAACAGUGCAAACGUUCAGGAAAGCAAGACAACAGUAAGUACGGUAGUUGAUGAAAACGCACAGGUGCGAAGUGUUCAGGAUAACGCUGACGAGAGUAAAACGAUGGGAAGUCUUCCUAACGACAAGAACGCUGUCAAAUUUCCGGGGUCUCCAUCACAGUUAGGAAAUAGUGUAGCUAAAGCCGUUAUCGUAGGCAAGCAAGCAAGUCCACAGGAAGCUCAAACAUUAAUCAAAGAAAAUGUCAAUAAACAGGUCAGUGGUGAUGAAACUAAGACCCCCACUGAGAAAUUAGAAACGCAAGUCACAACAGCUACAUCAGGUGAACAAAACGCCGCUUCUGCACUGGGACGCAAGGAGAAUUUGUCAACGAAAACGCAAUCAUCAUCUCAAGAAAGCGAAGCAGCAAUACACACCGUGCCUCAAAUUCAAAAUGCACCGGUAGGACCAAUUCGAGAUGCCUUAGGAAACAGUGGAUCGGAAAUUGUGAAAACUCGAGGCGCUUCUGAUCUUGAUUCAUAUGCUGAAAGGGACGGCGAAGCAAAACCAUCCAAUGGGCCUGAAGUGGGACAUUUUCAAGUGGACGAUAAAUCCGCCGAUUUGGAAAUAAACGCAAAUUCUGCCGGUGUAAAAGUCAAAGCCAAACCUGCUUCUUUACAGGUGGUCUCACGCCCAGGUUCUCAUUCUGCGUCAGCGGCUGCACAAGAACGAUCUUUUUACCACCAUUACCAUUAUCCACCAUACCAUCUCCAUCACCACUGGUAUCCUGGCAUGCGAAGAUCGUACGGACAUUUCCAUCGUCGUCAUUUUUACAAUCCAUACCACUCUUAUCCUGAAAGGCGUGGUUUUGAAAGUUUUUACGACGACGCACCAUUUUAUCGCCGUCAUUUGCAUUAUUGGUACCCUCACCAUCAUCGCCACCAUUUUCGCGAUUCUUACUUAUAUGAGAGGUCGCGAAUGGAGGAGCCGGAGGAAUAUCCCGAGCAUCAUGGUCGCAGGCGUCACAAAAGGCGUUUCCGACACAUGAACGGUCCAUUUAGACGACAGUUUUAUAAUAACAUACCGAUAAUGAAUGGCAUGGAAUCGCCGCAGAUGGGUAUGAUGCCUGAAGAGGGGACAAUGCCACAGCUUCCGAUUGGAGGGGGAAUGCCAUUCACCCAACGACAGAACAUAAUAACACCAAUGCCUCCACCCAUAAACGUUGCUGGUAAUCCACCACCUGGUCUACUCGGUGGAGUGAAUCCACAAAAUUUUAUGAUGAAUGGAAUGAACGGACUGAACAAUUUUAAUAGUGCAAAUCAAAUGAACAAUAUAAACGCUUUUGGCGGUAUCAAUGACAUGAGCAACAUGGGUACAGCAGGCCUUAAUUCUCUAGGGCCUAUGGGAGCAAUGGAAGGUUUACCAGGAGGAGUUAAUGGUGGUAUGCAAGGCAUGGCGCCUACCAACGAAAUCCCUGUAAGAUCACUAGGUGCUAGGAAUGUUAAUUCACCUUCUGAGGCUCCAAGGAUGGCCUUUAAGAAAACUAAAAUUCUGUCGGGUAAGAAAAAUGAAACAGACAAACACGAUACUGGAAAGGCCCCACUGUACAAACAGCAUGGUGCGGGGAAGGCAAGCAAACGGAAAGUGAAUAUCAAAAGUUGGGAGAAAACUUUAAAACGAUAUCACCGACUCAACGUAUUUACUUCACGAAAACACGAGCGACAUCAAUACCGAAGAAAUGCCAAAUCCGACGAAAAGAAAAAUGAUACAAAGAACCAUAGCCUGUCGCACCCACACGCACAGAAGCCAAAGGAAGUUAAAGGAAAUCGUAAAAAUUCAAUUGUCAUGCACCGUCCUCCUAUCAUUUAUCACCCGCCACCUGAGAUAUAUCACAGACCAGAUAUUGUGGUUCAUCGAGCACCAAUUAUGCUACAUCGACCACCAAUAAUUUAUCAUCAGCCUCCCGUAGUCGUUCACCGACCAGCAAUAAUAUAUCACCAACCACCGAUAGUAUUCCAUCAGCCUCCGCCAGUUGUUCAUCAGCCAAUCUUACACUCGCAUGAUACUUGGGUUACAAAGCCAGUGGUGUAUCACACAGCAUCAAUGGUUUCCCAUGCGAAGACAUACUAUGGAAUUCCAUCCCACGUGUACUCUGGUGACUAUGGAGAGGGAUGUCAUGGGGCACAUUGCUCUUACAGAAAAGGAAAAGUACCACAUCAAGCUAAGAACAGCACACAACCAGAUCAUUUCAAGAAAACAAAGCGUGAUAGUUUGGGCGAUUACAUGGCUUAUUUCACAAACUUGUGGAAACCAAAGGUCUUAAAAAAGAGAGAAAUCUAUGAUCAAUAUGACUUUAUUACGUCAACUGAGGGGUCCAAGGAAAAAUUAAGCUACAAAAAUAUGGACGUCGAGGUAGUAAAUAAAAGAGACACCUCGUCAGAGCGCAUUAAAGGGAAACUUAAGUUAAGAAGGGAAACAGAACAGGACGACGGAGACGAUUCCAAAGACGGCACACAAAACAAAAAGAAGAAAGACGUAGUUGUCAAUCGCCCUCCAAUAAUUUAUCACCCUCCACCAGAGAUUUAUCACCGCCCAGAUAUAGUCGUUCACCGCCCUCCCCUUGUGAUACACAGACCACCCAUUAUCUACCAUCAGCCACCCGUAAUUGUUCAUCGGCCGGCCGUGGUGUAUCAUCAACCGCCAAUUGUUUUUCAUCAACCACCUCCUGCUGUUAGUCAACCGCUUCUAUAUUCGCAUGAUUCUUUCACUGUCCAUCCAUCAUUUUAUGCAACGCAUCAUGGCUCUGUUGUACGAGAUUUUGGACAUUACGUAGGGGUGCCUAACGUUAUUACAAAUUACGGAAAUCCACUGUUCGGAAGACCCCCGCCCAUAGGAAAAAGAUCAAAAAUAGAAGGUUCUUCUUCGUCAGACAGUAACAACAUUACAGCAGUUGCCUCGAAAAAGACCUCCUUUGAGGACAACAGUAAGAAAGCAAAGAAUGAGACAAACGAAAAAGCAGGAAAAAAGAACACUGUGAUAGUGAGACGGCCUCCAAUAAUAUAUCACCCGCCACCUGAAAUUUAUCAUCGCCCAAUAAUUGUUGUCCAUAGACCUCCAAUUAUGAUUCACCGCGCACCGAUAUUUUAUCACCAGCCACCCGUUGUUGUGCAUCGUCCAGCAAUAGUGUAUCACCAGCCUCCAUUGGUAUUUCAUCAGCCGCCACCAAUGGUUCAUCAGCCAGUGCUAAAGUCCCAUGAUACCUGGAUUUCUCACCCAGUGGUGGUACCUUACUCCUCGCGAGUGCUGCAUCAUCACACAUACGUUGGCGUUCCAGACGCUUACACCGUUCAUCACUUUGGAGGAGGACACGGAUACUCAUUUUACAAGUCACAUAUUUUGAAACACACCAAAUCGUUAGAAGAGGAAGCAUCUGCACGAAACAAAAUAAGUGGUGAUACCAACUCAACAAAGCUAGAGGAAGAUUCCUCCCACAAACCUUUUCACGAAAGAAAAGAAAACGUUACUUCACGUCUGACAACUAAAAAGGCAAAGAGCCAAAAAGGAGGAAAGAAAAACGCAGUUAUUGUGAGACGCCCUCCGGUGAUUUAUCACCCUCCACCAGAAAUUUAUCACCGGCCAGAAAUAGUGGUUCACCGUGCUCCUAUCGUUAUCCACCGAGCUCCAAUUAUCUACCAUCAGCCACCAGUUAUUGUGCACAGGCCAGCCAUUGUAUACCAUCAGCCGGCUCUUAUUUUCCACCAACCUCCGCCUGUAGUACACCAACCAGUAUUCAAGUCACAUGACACUUACGUCCACAGACCUUUGGUGAGACUAUACGGAUCUCGAAUGCAUCACGUGGGACACCUGUAUCAUAUACCACAUGCAUAUUAUCACGGACACGGCGGAGGUGUUCAUUACAUGGCUUAUGGAAAAUCCAAGGUACCUGCGAAAGAAAAGACUGAAGAAGAAAAGGGGGAAACAAGGGCCACUGUGAAGGGCAAGAGAGGUCACAAAAAGUCGAAGCCAGGGAGAAAAGGGCAUCGCAUUAGACGAAAGCAUAUUCCUCUCACAAGGAGCAAAGACAAAACAGAAACAGGAACGAAACUUCACAAAAGUCAUAGUUUCCCGGUGAAAUAUCACAAGGCAAAGGAGGUUACAGAGAAAGCAAACAAAAAGAACUCCGUAGUCAUUCAUAGACCACCUAUCAUCUACCAUCCACCACCAGAGAUUUAUCACAGACCCGAUAUUGUUGUACACCGUGCUCCUAUCGUACUUUAUCGUGCCCCAAUUAUCUAUCAUCAGCCACCAGUAGUGGUUCACCGUCCAGCCAUUGUUUACCAUCAACCUCCCAUAGUUUUUCACCAACCACCACCAAUGGUCCAUCAACCAGUUCUGCAUUCACACGAUACCUGGGUUACUAAGCCUGUUGUUAUUCCCUAUGCUUCACAUGUCCGCCACGUAGCAACAUACAAGGGUGUUCCUCACGAAGAGAUAUUUAUGCAUGGGAUUGGCACUGGAGCUUUCGGAAAAUCUCAUGUCCCCAUGAAAGCCACCCGUAGAGACAAAGUUCAUAGGGUUGAGGAAAAUGACCAAGACUCUGGCGAGAAAACGAAGACAACAACAGAAUCUGAUACGCCGACCAAUGAAACACAAAGUAACAAGACGGAGCAUGCAGAUGGUGCAAAGCAAAAUAAGGAGAACAGUGCUAAACUUGGAGCGGGAGAACGAAUUGCGCGAGCAUUGUCUGAUUCGUUGAUCCAUAAGCAGUGGGAGACACGUAGUCCUGUUGGGGCCCAAACUAGAAUUCAGAGAAGCCUUCACAGCUUGCUUCCAUACUUCAGCGACCCAGUGGAAAGUGGGUAUUCUAGUGAAUUUUCCUUGUCUCCCCAGCGACACACCGUUAUUUCGGGGGAAACAGCAACAAGAAUCCAACGCUCCAUCGACGAUGUUUGGAGUCCUUACACAAAACCGCUGACCAGCAGCGUUAACAGUCGUAUUGGGGCCAGUGCAAGGAUACAGCGAGCAUUAGAAGACCCUCGGACAACAUUUGAAGGUGAGACAGCUUAUGAAAUGUAUAAACGUAGUAGUGAGGAAACUCAAACCUCUACACCUGACGAAAACGCAGACAAAAACACCAAUAGCACCAAAAAGACACUACUAAUAAUUCACAGGCCACCAAUAUUGUAUCAUCCACCGAGCCAUAUGAUUCAUCGACCUUCAAUAGUUGUUCACAGGCCAGACAUAAUAGUCCACCGUCACCCAAUCGUCUUUCACAGACCACCAAUACUAGUACAUCGCCCCCCUAUCAUAAUUCAUCGUCAACCAGUCCUUAUACACAGACCACCCAUAAUAGUUCAUCGCCCUCCAUUAGUAUUUCACCGGCCACCAAUAAUAAUUCAUCGUCGUCCAUAUAUCAUUCACCACCACCCAAUACUCUUCCAUCGACCGCCAAUUAUAAUACACAAGGGACCGCAAAUGAUAGUUCAUCAUUCCCACCUGAUUCAUCACUAUCCUAUGCAUAUGAUUCACAUGCACUGCCCUGGUUGUGGCUAUGGGAAAUCCACCGUUGCACGAAUAGAAGAUAAAAGUACUGAGAACGACAUUAUGAAAACAUCACAAUCUGACCAAUCAUUUAAAGACGCUACUAACGAGGAUUCCAAAGGCAAAAGUUCUAACAAGCCGAAACGCUCUGUUGCAGACAAGAAGUCAAAGAAAAGCGCUGUGGAAACAGAUCACGACAGAAAGAAAAAAGAUAGCCGUAAGAAGAAGAAAGAUGUGGUCGUCAACAGGCCUCCUAUUAUCUACCAUCCACCACCAGAGGUAUACCACAGACCAGACAUUGUUGUACACAGAGCUCCUAUUCUUAUCCACAGACCACCUAUUGUCUAUCAUCAGCCUCCUGUUGUUGUUCAUAGACCUGCAGUCGUUUAUCAUCAACCUCCAAUCGUCUUUCAUCAACCUGCUCCAGCCGUUAACCAGCCUGUCCUGUAUUCACAUGACAGUUUUGUUGUUCACCCAAUGGCUUUUGCAUCUCACAUGGGUUCCGUUGUAAAUGACGCCGGCCAUUACGUAGGCUUACCCCAUGGCGGGGUCACCAACUAUCCGGGCAACAUCCCUCACGGUCCAACGGGACACAUGUUUCCCACGCUAAACCAAGCACACUGGGCUCGAAGAACAGAAGUUUCAAAACCACAGGGCGCAAAUCCUGUAAAGAACAGUGACCAAGGGCACCUAGAACAUCAGAAGUACACUAAUGAGUUAAAAGACGACGAACGUAAACAUUUAGGGAAAGUCCAUGCCACACCAACACAGCAAAAAAGCAAGCAUACCAAAGGAGAGAGAAAGAAUAAAGUCAUCGUCGCACGACCUCCUAUGAUCUAUCAUCCGCCUCCUGAGAUUUAUGACCGGCCAGAUAUCGUAGUGCACAGACCAGAUAUUGUAAUUCAUCGACCCUCGAUCGUUUACCACCAGCCAUCUGUAGUCGUGCACAGAGCACCGGUGGUUUAUCAACAGCCUCCAGUAGUGUUUCAUCAGCCCUCACCAAUGGUUAGUCAGCCAAUUUACAAUGCCCAUGAUACCUAUGUAGCUCACCCUGUGUUUCACCCACAAGUCAGCCACAUAGCACACUCCUCAACAUAUGUAGGAGCGCCUCAUCUCUAUCCUGGGCAUAACGAUUACGGAUGGGGGCUUUCGGGACAUCUACCUGCAGAACAGACAGCCCAAUACCACUACGCAUCUAAUUACGGCUAUUCUGGUAUUAAUGGAUACACACCAUCUCCCGCAUAUGACGCAUAUGGCUAUUCUUCGUAUGGACCUGCUUUUGGAAGAUCAGAAGUAGAAAAUAGCAAAAGUAAGUCAUCCAAAAAGAAACACGAAAGGAAACAUCUCAAAGACUCAUUUCUGAAAAAGAACAACAACGCGUCUAGGAAACGGAGGUCAGCUGAAUUGAGCAAACGUCACCUCCAUCACCAUCAUCGCCAUCAUCAUCACAGCCAACAUCACCGACACAGUCAUCACCAUCGCGGAAGUAAGCGCUUCUACCAUCUCCGUCCCAUAAGUGCUUUUGCUCACCCAGGACACCGCAAACACGUCGUUAUUAUACAUCGACCUCCUCUUAUUUAUCACCCACCCCCUCAAGUAUAUCGACAACCAGAUAUUUUGAUGCGCUUACCACCACUGGUUUACAACAGGCCGGCGAUAAUGUUCCAACAACCACCAACGAUCGUUCACCAUCCUCCGAUAAUUUAUCACCAGCCGCCAGUCGUCUUUCACAACCCGCCCCCGAUAAUUCACACCUCUGUGAUUCACUCCCACGAAAUCUUCACACCGCAUGCACAGCACAUAAUGGUUCCUACGUCGCCUUAUUUGCAUCCUUCUGGGAAUUACUUUGGGUCUGUUGUUCAAGGAACUGCUUACGGUAAAUCGCAUAUAGAACGAAUGAACACCUCCAGUUACAAGAUUGAGUCUGAAACAAAGGAAAGAGGAGACGUACAGAAAACAAAGCCGGACGAAAAAAGAGAGGCAAGCCGUUCACGCACUGAAAAAUUGGUAAAUAAUGAAAACGCAAAGAAACAGAACGUCGGCCUUGUAGUUCAUCAGCCACCAAUAGUAUAUCAUCCACCUCCAGAUAUAUUUGAUAAGCCAACCGUUGUGAUGCAUCCACCUCCAUUGGUCGUACACCGUCCACCUAUUCUUAUCCAUCGAGCUCCUGUUGUAGUGCACAGACCUCCCGUUAUAAUACACAGACCUCCUAUAGUACUGCACCAUCCAACACCCGUGUACCACGUACCACAUCUUUUUCAUCCAAUGAGAUUUGCUUUUGGAAAGUCAUCCAUAGAAAAAGAUAACUCAAAGGUAUCAUUAGAAGACAACUCUGGCAAGGGAGGGCAUAUUGCUAAGAGUACCACGGCAAAAGAGGUCGGUGAAAAAUCUGAGGAUAAAAAAGGCGAAAGGAAGAACCUAGUUGUUGUUCACAGACCGCCAAUGAUUUAUCAUCCGCCACCGGAGAUCUAUGAUCGACCAAACGUAAUAAUGCACCGCCCAGAUAUCGUGGUACAUAGACCAUCAAUAGUGUAUCAUCAACCCUCAGUUGUGAUUCACAGACCUCCAAUAAUUUACCGCCAACCACCGAUUAUAUUUCACCAGCCUCCGCCCAUGAUUAACCAACCAAUUAUGCACGCCCACGACACUUAUCUUGCCCAUCCUAUUCCAGUACCACACACAUCCCAGAUUCAUCACGCAGCAACAUAUGUUGGAGCUCCACACUAUUUCCAUCAUCAGCCGUUCGGUGCAUAUGUUGGUCAUGCGUUUGGAAAAUCAGCUGUUGAAAAGGUAGAGAAUAGAAAGACAAGCAAGGACGAAAAAAACAGCCAGAAGAAAACAAGCAAGAGCGGGGACAAAUUUCAUUCAAAAUUAAAGCGCGACACUCGUGAUGAAGACGAAACAAAAGCAAAAUCGUCAGAAAAAUCGAAAGGACACAAAAAGAACAAAGUUGUUAUAGCUCGGCCACCGAUGAUAUACCAUCCACCAGCCGAGAUAUAUGACAGACCAAACAUAGUUGUUCAUCGACCGGACAUCGUUAUACAUCGUCCCUCGAUUGUUUAUCAUCAACCUUCAGUCGUUGUCCACAGACCUCCAGUUAUAUACCAACAACCUCCAGUAGUCUUUCACCAACCUCCACCGUUAGUUCAUCAGCCGAUUAUGCAUGCUCAUGAUACCUAUGUUGCUCAUCCUGUGCCAGUGCCAUAUUCUUCCCACAUACAGCACACAUCCACCUACGUAGGAAGCCCACACCAUUAUCCUGGUGGAUGGAAUUAUGGCUGGAGCCAGCCUCGCUUUUUCAGUCCCGCCUUUGGUAAAUCAAAAGUACCCAAAACGAGUUCUGAAUCCUUAAAAGGAAAAAAGUCAAAAGAGUCACAGAGAGACAAACAUAAAAGAGCAGCAAAAGAUGACCAAACGAAAAAUGACAAGGAAGUAAAACCAAAAUCAGAGAGAAAGUCUAAAAAGAAAAACCAGGUUGUUAUCCGACGUCCACCACUAAUCUACCAUCCACCGCCAGAGGUAUAUCACAAGCCUGAUGUUGUGAUGCACAGACCAGACAUUGUUAUUCACAGGCCACCAGUUGUUUAUCAUCAACCCUCUGUGGUGGUCCACAGGCCGCCAGUGGUUUAUCAGCAGCCGCCGGUUGUCUUCCACCAGCCAUCACCAACGGUAAGCCAGCCGAUUUUCCACGCUCAUGAUACUUACCUCUCUCAUCCAUACUUUACGCCUUACACAUCAAGCGUGUCUACUGGUGGAAACUACGUCGGUGCACCUCACUUUUAUGGUAGUGGAUGGGGAAUGGGAGGAGAUAUGUAUGGCUUCCACAGUGCGUUUGGUAAAUCAGAUGUAGCCAAGGUUCACAAGAAACAAAAGAAGCAAGGGGACAAGGAGGUGUACAAGGGUAGCAAAAGAACUUUAGAACAAGAAGCAAAGAGCCUGGAAGACGCUGUAAGACUAAAAAACGAAACAAAAACUACCCUUAAUGGAAACAAAAAGAAUCUUGUAAUUAUGCGGCGACCUCCUCUUAUUUACCACCCACCACCAGAAGUUUAUCACAAGCCAGAUGUUGUCAUGCACAGACCGGAUAUCGUUAUUCACAGACCUUCAAUAGUUUUUCAUCAGCCUUCUGUAGUGGUACAUAGACCUCCAGUGAUUUACCAUCAACCUCCUGUUGUCUUCCAUCAGCCGUCACCUAUGGUCCACCAACCAAUCUUCCAUUCACAUGACACCUAUUUGGCGCACCCCCAUUUUGUUCCUUUUGCAUCACACGUUCACCAUACCCAUAGUUACGUAGGCGCACCACACUUCUACCCUGGUGACUGGGGAUGGGAAGGAAGCAACUACGAUUAUGGUUUCCAUCAUGCCUUUGGAAAAUCAAAAGUUGAGAAAGCAGGAAAACAAAAAAACAAGAGCAAAAAUAUCGAACGGGAAAGUGAAGAGAGUAGAAGAACGCUUCACAGAACUGAGGUUCGAAAAAUUAGUGAAAAGGGAAGCAGAGAAGAUAGCUCCAAAGGCAACAAGAAAAAUUUAGUAAUAAUGCACCGUCCACCACUUAUCUAUCACCCUCCUCCAGAAAUAUAUCACAGGCCAGACAUAGUUGUGCACAGACCAGACCUUGUUAUUCACAGGCCCUCAGUUGUUUUCCAUCAACCAUCUGUCGUAGUACACCGUCCACCGGUAAUUUAUCAUCAACCACCAGUUGUUUUUCAUCAACCAUCGCCAAUGGUACAUCAGCCAAUUUUUCACGCUCAUGAGACGUACUUGGCUCAUCCUCACUUCGUGCCCUUCAUGUCACAUUUAUCACACGCUGGUUCUUACGUGGGAGCACCACACUUUUACCCUGGGCAUUUUGGACAUGGUAUUGGACAUUUCAUGGGGCAUGCCUUUUAUAAAUCUAAAGUAGAAAAAGGGUCUAAAAAAGGAUCAGUGGGAACCAUUGAAAGAGGAAAGGAAGGCAAUCAAAUCACCCAUUCGAAAAAGGCUCCCCGAAGCAAAUCCAAACGGGACACAUCUGAAUCUUCAAAGGCUUCAGAAACGCUUCCUAAGUCUACACUCUUGGCGCACAAUAUUAAGGGAGGUACUCAAAGAGCACAAAAGAAACUAAGCGGAAACGCACAAACGAAGAGCGUUUCCCUGCAUCCGCAAAAGGAGGAUAAAAAGCGUCACCGCAAAGGACAUAAAAAGAACAUGGUUGUUAUACAACGUCCAGCUUUGAUUUAUCAUCCACCACCUGAAAUAUACGACAGACCUGAUAUCAUCGUUCACCGACCGGACUUUGUAAUCCAUCAACCAUCAGUUGUGUAUCAUCAGCCAUCUGUUGUUGUCCAUCGUCCUCCAGUUAUCUAUAAUCCACCUCCAGUUGUUUUUCAUCAACCUUCGCCUAUGGUACAUCAGCCAAUGUACACUGCACAUGAUAUUUACCAUAGCCGUCCCUCUUUUGUUCCGUAUUCCUCUCAUAUAAAGCAUACUCAUACGUACGUUGGAGCACCUCAUUACUAUGCUGGGGGAUGGAGGUAUGGUUACGGUUUUUCCAAUAACGCUAUACCCAAUAUGAACAGUUGGCAAAGAUGGAACGCUUUCCAAGGUCCAUGGUAUUCACCUUCACUAUACAGAGCAAACUACGUCGCGCCCACUGCUCCUGUAAAUCGGAGAGUUUUGCCUCGUCCCAACCCUGCCGCAUUCAGCAAAUCCCGUGCAUUCAGCAAGUCUCUUGUUGAGAAACACCUCGACAAAGCCCAAGAACUCAGUAAAACCCACAAAAAGCAUAGCGAAAAAAAACAUAUCAAAAGUCCUCAUCGUGCAGUCAAGAAAGCAGGAAUAAGGAAGCAACGUUCGGUGGAACCCGAUAAAAAUUCAGCAACAACUUAUCAUUCCCUAAAGGAUAAACUUCACAAAAAGGGCCAUCAGAGUGGCAAAGGUGGUAAGAAGAAUCAGGUGGUACUAAGAAGGCCGCCACUUGUAUAUCACCCACCACCAGAGGUGUAUCAUAAACCAGAUAUCAUAGUGCAUCGCCCUGAUAUUGUACUCCACCAACCUUCCGUUGUCUAUCAUCAACCUUCCGUUAUAGUUCAUCGUCCUCCUGUUAUCUAUAAUCAGCCACCAGUAGUAUUUCAUCAACCAGCACCCAUGGUGAGACAACCAAUUUUCCAUGCACAUGAACAAUACAUGGCUCAUCCUGCAUUCGUUCCUUUCACAAGUCAUGUACAACACAGUGGAACCUACUUAGGAGCUCCAAACUUUUUCGGUGGCAGGUGGAAUUAUGGAUACGGCAAUGCUUUCGGGAAAUCGCAUGUGCUCAAAUAUAGAUCUAAGUCAGAAAAACCAAAGAAAAGGCACAGAAAACAGGAAACCAGACCAGAGGGAAAAAAGGGAUAUAUUUUACAUCCUCAAAAGGUAAAAGACGAAAAAGCCUCCAGAAAGAAUGACAUAGUGGUAAGCCGUCCCCCAAUCAUUUAUCAUCCACCACCUGAAAUUUAUCAUAGACCAGACAUCGUAGUUCACAGAGCGCCUAUAGUACUUCAUCGUCCACCUAUAAUCUACCAUCAACCGCCGGUAGUAGUGCAUCGGCCUGCUGUUGUGUAUCAUCAACCACCCAUAGUAUUCCAUCAACCACCUCCCGCAAUUAACCAGCCUAUUCUACACUCUCAUGAUUCAUUUAUUCUCCGUCCUGCAGCCAGAUUCCUUCCUCAAGGCUCAACAGUAACACACAGUAUGAGCUAUGUGGGAAUUCCAAAUCAUGUGAUCCAUGGAGAUGAGCUAGAUUUUCAUCACUUUCAUCGGUCUCACAUUGAACAUUCAGCAAAAGAUAAAUUAAACGGGAAGUCAUCAAAACCACAGAUAACAAAGUCGACAAUCUCGAAAACAACUACAACCAAAACAGAAAACACUGAAACAAUUAUCACCGACCAGACUCAGAAAAAGACUUUGCGAUCAACAAUAAAUCAACACCCACUAACGAAAAGACAGCUCAUGGGCUCUCAUUCACUUUAUGGAUCUGUCUCUCCAAUUAAUGAUGUAGAAGAUUUACACAAGUCCAUUGAACAAAAAGAGAAGAUGUCUAUUAUACCAGGGAACACCUCGAUCCGUGAACAUGAAGUUGCAAAGCGAUCCUACAAACCAAAUUAUGACGUGACAAAGAGACAGUUAAUCUUACCAGAAUCUACCGAUUCAAUACCCUCAGUUUACAAUCAACUUGAGACAGCUGCUCUACAGAAUCAAGCUUUACUGGAAGCGCAGGAGAUACCUAAUCCAAACGGAAUCAACAUGGCGCAUUUGCCUGGUUUUGGCGCUAACUUAAAAGCUAUUCAGGAGCUUGAAGGAUCUCCAGUCGCACCAUCCCGUUUUCCAUUACCAUUACAACAAUACCUGCCCGCAACUCCAAAAGAUGAUUCUCCUGAUGUUCGCGUUCACGUCGAAACGGCAAAAUCCUCUAUACCGCCUAGAAAACGUGGAAAACGUCAGCUCGUUCCACUAUAUCAGCAGCAAGGUCCCGUAAUUCCGAGAGUUCUUUAUCAAGCUCCAAAUCCUGGAAGCGUUGGAGUUAUACACACCACUGCCCCAUCAUCUCUGUACAAUCUCUUCAAUGCAUACCAUCCUGCUUACCACGCCAUGCCAAAUGCACUGAGCUAUUUAUCCAUGGUUCCGCAACUUCCGCAUCGUCCCCAUGUAAAUAUAAAUGUACAGUCUGCAAGGUCUGCAAUACCGAUGCAUAUCCUUGAAAAGCGUUCUAAGGAUUUAAAAUCAAAAAGGCAAAUAUUAGCCCUUACUCCACCAGUCCCAAGAGUUAUGCCCCUUGGAUUUGAUGGAACUGGAAUAAUUCGUAAUUAUCCUACAUACUCGCCUUUUGCAACAAUGUCCCGAUUAUCACCUCCACUUUUGCCAUACCUAAAAUAUGCUGACGACUCCGAUCCGUCCGAACCCGCAUACCCAGAAGCACUACCUUUAUUUCAUCAGUAUCCACAACAAGUGCACAGGUCAUAUAACACAUUACCAGAAGAUGGAAGCAGUGACUCGCUACCACUUAGUCCAUGGGCCUCUUAUCUAGCUGCCCUUUACAAUAGCUUUCUUGGAUAUCCACUUUAUCACCGCCAUCAUAAACCUAAAGUCCGCGUUGAAGUCCAAGCAUCCAAAUCACAUAUACCUAAAGUCUUAAAAACAGAAAACAAGCCCACUGUUCAUUCCCGAGCUCCCAUUACCAAAAGGCAGUUACUAAAUUACAUACCGGAAUCCUCAUUCCCCAUAGGUCACUAUACCUUACCAACAGCUUUAAACUAUGGAGUGGAAGGGAUUCCUUUUCAUCACACACCACGCGUAAACAUCAACGUUGAAACGACAAAGAAGAACGGAAUUCCCGCAGUUAAAGAGAUAAAAAGAUCCAAAAAACGAGGCAGCAUUAAACAUCGCGAAGAGAAUAAAACCGGAGAAAAAAGAGACGAAAUGAUAGAUGGAGAACAAAAUGGCCCAGAAAUGUUCCCGAACCGAGGCAACCCUGAAUUUGCUAACGCUCCAGAAAAUCAGUUUGUUGCAACAAGUGAAACAGCUGAAAGUGAAGAGGGACCCACAUCCAAUAACGAGGGACAGCCUCAAGGUCAGGAAGAAAAUUUUCAGCAGCAAUCUCAAGAAGAAGAGGUCGGAGAAAGGGAAGAUUUACAGCAAAACUCUGGACAGCAACUGUUGUCAUCGCAAGAUCAGCCGGUCAUGGAACCGUCGACAUCGCAACCACAAGACCUGCAAGCAUUUAAUCCACCUUUGCAAUUGCCAGUGCAGCAGCCUCCGCAGUCGGCAUUUCAGGCACCUUUCCAAGCACCAUUUGUGGUUCCUUUUCAAGGUGUACUCCCUAGUGCAUCACCAGUUGCUCCAGCCAUUCCUGUAGCAGAACAGCCAUCUUCUCAACAAGAGACAGAACCUGAAGUUGUUCAACCAAAACAUACUUCCAUUAAUGUUAACGUCGCUGAAAAAUCAACGGUCCCAAAGAAAAGGUCAAAGAAAAGGAAACAUCCACUUCACAAACGUCAGUUUCUACCUACAACUCAAGGAUAUGUUCCCGCCUAUGGAGUUCCUCUUUCUUACAACAGUGGUGCAUCCCUACCUGAAAUAAAAAGGCCACGAGUGUCUAUCAGCGUACAAACAGCUCGGAGAUCAACAACGCAACAGCCCAAUACCAAGCGCGAAAGCAUUUCGCUGUUGACGAGAUUUCCAGCAAUGCAAGUUCUGCCGCAAACGUUUAAACAGAAUGGCGUUAUGAUGCCUGCUUUUAACACCUUACCCAUAAAUCAUAAAAUAAAGGCAAAUGGAAUGUUGAUAGAAGAGUUACAGAGACAGAAAAAGCACAAAAUUCCACAAAGAUCGAGAGGAAUAAAAACGGGAAAAGAUGGCCAAAUAUCACAAAAGGAAAAAUUACGCACGCCACCAAAAAUUCGAUGGGGUCGAAGAAAAGAAAAUGCAAAGAAACGCCAAUUCUAUGCAGUACCGCAAUCACUUUCAGCAGGUCAGCAGUAUCCAUUACUACCUCGUCCAAACCUCCAACCAAGACCUCGUGUUUCAGUGAACGUGGAAGUGUCAAAGAGAAAAAUUGAUUUUCAAAAGGUUAUGUCACAAUCAAGAGAUGUAAAACGUACCCUGGAAGAAACAGAUGGUCCUACAUUUAGCAAAAUAGCAAUGAAGAGACAGGUGUAUGGAAUAGAUCAACCGCCACACAUGGUACACUUUCCGGUUGUUGGUGCACCUAUCCUUACUCAAACUCCCGUAGUCAACCAACGGCCCCGCGUGUCAGUUCACGUGGAAACAGCAAAGAAAAAAUAUAAACUCUCACGCAAAAUAGAUCCUGAAAAAGAAGCUGAGAGAAAAAGAAAAAGACAGAUAUACGGCCUAUCCGAGCUACCACACGAAGGAUUACCUGUUCCCCUUGCCGGUCAAGGAGAAGCUCUUAAUGGAUAUUUUCCCAUCACUGAACACAAUCCACACGUUUCUGUCAACGUUAAGGCAUCAAAGCGAUCGGAUGACGAUGACGAUGUAAUACCUAAGCGGCAGAUACUUGUCCAACCUGUCGAACAAGACCAGGGACAGGUUGCAAUGACUAAUGGAGAGGAAUCAAGUCAAUCGCAGGAGCCGAAUCAAGUCGGUGUAAUACAAUCACCCAGCCAAGAGAAGGAACAAUUUCACUCCUUACCAGCAUUAAUUCAAUCAAACGCAGGCGCGACCGAACCACAACAAGUGGAAGAGUUAUCUCAAGGUGACGCCCAACCUUCUCGGGCUGAUUUAAGCGAAACUGAUUAUGAGCGGCCACGGAUCUCAGUCCAUGUUGAAUCAUCUAAACGAUCAAAAUAUGAAAGAGAACGCAAAUUAAAUCAACCUAUUGGACCAAACUUCCGCACAGCCCCUUGGAAAGGAGCUAAAAGACAACUCCAGCAAAAAGAAAUACAACGCGAAGAUUACGAGCCUGAGCAAGAAGCAAUUGCUGCAAACCCAGGGGAUCUACUCCAAGAACAAAGACCUCGCGUAUCUGUUGACGUCAACGUAGCCAAAAAGAAACACAGUGUUACAAGAAUUUCUUCUUCAAAGAAAAUCAAGUACCAUGGUCACACAGCCAGGGCUAGCAAUCCAGAAAGAAGGCAAAUUAUAGUUCCGUUUGGUGGAGGAAUAAAUGCAAUUCAAGGUAAUCCCGCUCAAAGUACUCAGUUCAUGAUGGGGAAAGACCAGGAAGAAAACAGGCAAGGUGUUCAAGAGGCCUCAAUGCCUCUUCAGUCUCAAGUAGAAGACUCUGAUCAGCAACAACAACAGCAGCAGCAGCCAACGCAACAGAACUUGCAACCAAUCGCAUUUUUACAACGUGAUCAACAACAGCAGCAGCAGCUUCCAGCAUUUCAACAGGCAGUAAUACCAGUUGCUAAUGCCGUGGAGGAGAAAACACGACCAAAAGUUAGCAUCAGUGUUCAGACAGCAAAGUCUUCGAUAUCUAAAAGAAAAGAUCACGCAAGGAGCUUGAAAUCUACAAAGGAGCUGCCUGUGGAUCAAAAGUUAAGACGUCAACUUUUUGGUACUGUCCCCCUUCUUAGUUCGCUGGGACAGUCAACAUUAAAUGGCAUUCCUAAGGAAAAUAGAAGGUCGGAUGUACCACAGUCCACGCAAGAAUUAGUCAAUCAUAUUAAAAAAGGACAGCGUUUAUGGAAACGUCAAUUGUACAACUAUCUAGGAGGUCAACAGGAAACACAAUUUGUGCCCACCCAGUCGCUACAAAGUGCCACUGAUGCUCAACAACCGAGGCAAGCGCUACAAAUACAGCCCAUUCAAACAGUUACGCAAGAUGACGGGGCACAACUUUCACCAUUCAAUCUACCACAAGCCUCUCUGUUACAGAUAAGUAAUCAAGGCUCUUCACAGACGUACCCAACCCAGCUAGAGGCCCCAGAGAGCACUGAACAGGCUUCAACGACGCCUAUUCAACCAGUCGAGUCUUCUUCUAACCUAGUCAGACCAUUUCAGAGUCCUCACGUUAGCAUUAAUGUACAAACUGCUAAAUCAAACGUACCAAGCCCACAUAAAUUGCACCACGAUCAUGGAUUAAAAGCUAACGCAAGGAAUUCAAAAGGAAAGAAAUUCAAGAGACAGUUGGAUCUUCUCGGCGGUGGACUGAUUGAAAGGAGACGUGGCCCAAAAGUGUUGGGAGGACUUAAAAAACCAAGACCAGAGAACCUUUUCGGCUUAGGUAACAAUCUAAACAAGCCCGUCGAGGUGUUCACGGAUCCAAUCUCUAACCUAAUUGGCGGUGGAGGUGCCGGAAGGAAGACACCGAAGCUUGGAGGGAUACGUUUGGACAGCCCCACAGGCGUUGGAGCCCUUCCUCUUAAGGGAGCUGCCACUGCCUUAGAGAGUGCACUUCCUCCUGAAUUGGGUGCAUCGAAUAUACUUCAAGACAGCCCAACAGAGGCAGUUUCCCCGUUUACCCAGGAAACUAGAAUUGCUAAUGAGCCCUUGUUUCGUCCACCAAGUGGAAUAGCAGGACCUCAACUAGACACAGUAGAGAGAGAAGGCGAUAGAGCAAAUGAAAUUCCAUUAAAUGACAUGCCGUCCAUACGACCAGCAGUACUCCCUCUACCAUCGAUCAAUCGGGUCUUCCUUCCAAAUUUAGCGGUUCCACCGGCAGCGCCGCCUCAGGUGAAUCCACUGCUUCUGACUCCAAGAGUGUUUCCAAUAGGGCCCUUACUUCCCUUACCAUCACCUGCACCAGUACCACCAAUGGAAGAGACAGAACCCACAGAGGUUCCACAGGCCCCUCCUCGCUUCGCACCCAUCUUUCCACCCAUUUUCCCCCUGCCAGAUCCCGGUAUCGCGCCGAAUCCUGCCUUAACUGCCCCAAACAGUUUGCUUCCUGAACCAGGAGAUGAUAAACCAUCAGUGCAUGUUAAUGUGGAAACAUCUAGAUCAAGUGUUCCUGAAACGAACCGUCACUACAAACAGCAUGCAAACAGCCCAGCCAAACGUGGCUAGGCUGAGAGAGAAAAUAGUGAUCGAGGUAUGAUCAGUUGUUAAGUGAUUUUCGAAUAAAAUAACCGAAAUGGUGAUUAACGUAGCCACCUUUAGAGCAAUAUAAUAAUAAACGGGACAGUAAAGUAACGUUACACAGAACGGAUAUGUUACGAAACUAAACUCGUGUUGAAUUACACUAUCUCCUAUUUAAUGUUAUAAUGUUAUGUCUAAAAAGAAAUUAAUCAAUACAUCAGGUGAGAUCAUGAGCUGCAAUUUUACAGCUCGUUUAUCUUACGCCAAAAUAACCAGACAAUUCUAAUAUCUUCCAAUAUCUUCCAAAAGAAUAAAUAACUUAAUAAGUAAUAACAGAACUCUGUUACAAUAAUACAAGGACACAUGGACAACUCGUUCUAAUCCAUGAAAUAAAUUUACUUAGUUCUCCUAAUUUGAUUUCCAUUCCCUCCUUAGGGCUUGGUGUGGAUCUUCACAAAAAAAUUCAACCAGAAGAAAAAAGGAAGAAAACGUCAAGGGACUGUUUCAAAGGCUACGAAAGCCUGGAAAUAUGUAGAUACUUUCAGCAAUCUUAUCAUGAUUCCUAGCCCGUUACAAAAUUGUUCAUCUCUUUGUUUGAAAGUGGCCAAAAAUUGGACAAACAUAGCUAAACAAAAGUCUAGCUGACCAAGACUUGAACUUGAAUUAAACAAUUUGGAAAUACAUGCAUGAUUCAAAAUUUCCUGCGUUCUAUAAGAAGCAAAGAACAAAUAUUGGUCUGAGCCGUGAUCAAUAAAGCUAUCGGCUUAAAAUACUUGUUUUUUGUGCUGCAUCAACAUACAGUUGACUAUUAAAGUUGACAGUUUCAACAUUAGCGCAUUCUUUCUAAGAAAGCAUAUUGAUUUCGAAACACCACAUGUGUAAUGCUUUUCUGAUGUCACUGCUUGUUGAGUUAAAAUCGAGCUUCAAAGUUUUUCUUAAAAGCCAUUUUGCAUGAAACGGUUCGUUUGUUCUCGCGUAAAACACCUACAGUACCAGAAACAAACACUCACUCACACACACACACACACACACCAAAGAAGAAGUACUUACAGUAAGUAGCGCCAACUGUAUUCUAUGUAUGAACUUUGAGCAACCAACAGUCUCGUGCAAGUUGACUUUUAUAUUAAAAAUUAAGAUUUGAACCAGAAAGAUUAUAGCUACCUAAGUUAACAAACAUCAUUUUAUUCACUUUGAUAUCCUGGGAUUCAAAGCCACUUAAUGCCAGACAGGGCGUUAACUGCAAUAUUGUUCAAUUAGCAUGUAUGGUAAUAGCUCUCAGAUCUUUUUUUUGUUCAAGUGGCGAGCAAGUAUCCCCGCACAUAGAAUUAAACAAGUCAUGGAGUAUGAGAGACAUUUUCUAUGAAUAAACACG
This is a messenger RNA of Pocillopora meandrina, 20083 nucleotides long. NCBI's taxonomy places the organism in Eukaryota, Metazoa, Cnidaria, Anthozoa, Scleractinia, Pocilloporidae. The record is from the annotation of a GenBank genome assembly.